Molecule: messenger RNA, 2943 nt
Organism: Prunus armeniaca (apricot)
Lineage: Eukaryota; Viridiplantae; Streptophyta; Magnoliopsida; Rosales; Rosaceae
Source: the annotation of a GenBank genome assembly
AUGAGGCUUUACGUGUACGUAAUGGAAGCGCAAGACCUGCGUGUGAAGGAGUCUUAUGUGAAGCUUCAGGUUCGGAGGCACAAGUCCAAGACCAGGAUUUUGAGAAAUACCACCAACCCAGUUUGGAAUGAAGAGUUUGUUUUCAGGGUUCAUGACAUGAAUGAGGAGGAGCUUCUUGUGUCUGUGUUUCACCAUGACGACGAGUCUGGCUUGUUCAAUGGCGAUGACUUAGUGGGUCGGGUUCGGAUUACGGUCUGCUCUGUUGCUGCUGAGACUAAUUGCACCCUGCCGCCAGCUUGGUAUUCUCUUGAAAGUCCCAAGACUGGGAAAUUUAUCAAUAAAGAUUGUGGGAAAAUUCUUCUUACUCUUUCUCUGCAUGAAAAAGGCCAUGAUCACCUCCUUUGUGCGCAGCCAAAUAUAAGCAUUGAGGAAACUAAAGAGUUGGACAGUCCAUUUAUGUCAUCCCACGGUGUAUUUGGUUCCAAAUCUCCAUGUGUGAAGAUACCAGGAGGGAAACAGUUAAUGAAGGCUAUUAUAAGACGUGUGGACAAGCUUUUGCAUAAGAACGAUGAAGCUUUAAAAACAGAUGAUUCUUCAGAGUUUUCUAGUUCAGUAUCUGACUAUGAAGAUUGUGUGGAGGAACAUCAUACUAUUUGUAGCUUUGAAGAGUCUCUUGAGCUGAUGCAGUCAAGAGUAAGCGAACAACAAAUGCCAGAGAAUCUGCAGGGGGGAAUUCUUAUUGAUCAGGCAUACUUUGUCUCACAACAUGAUCUUAAUGCAUCUCUUUUCACCCCAAAUUCACAGUUCAGGAGAGAUCUGGCAGAACUUCAGAGGACAACAGAUGUACAUGAGGGGCCUUGGACAUGGACAUCCGGAGAGAUCCCAUGUUUGACACGAUUUGUUACCUACACAAAAGCUGCCUCAAAGUUAGUUAAGGCUGUCAAAGCCACAGAGGAGCAAACGUACAUGACAGCCGAUGGAAAGGAAUUUGCUGUAUUUGUCAGUGUGAGUACACCUGAUGUUCCAUAUGGAAAUUCAUUCAAGGUUGAGUUGCUUUACAAGAUAAUGCCUGGACCAGAGCUACCUUCAGGAGAAGAAUCCUCCCGUCUUGUGGUAUCCUGGGGUGUUAACUUUCUCCAGAACACAUUCAUGAGAGGCAUGAUUGAAGGAGGAGUUAAGCAGGGACUUAAGGAGAGUUUUGAUCAGUUUUCCAGCUUGCUGGCUCAGAAUUUUAAAACGCUGGAUUCCACAGACUUGUCUGACAAGAAUCAUAUCUUGGCAAGUACGCAGGCAGGACAUCAAUCAGAUUGGGAGUUGGCGAGAAAAUACUUCUGGAAUCUCACUCUAGUUACCACUACUUUUAUGGUUCUGUAUGUCCUGGUUCAUAUUCUACUUUGUGAGCCCAGUAAACUCCAAGGAUUGGAAUUUAAUGGACUUGAUUUGCCAGACAGUGUUGGAGAGCUCAUCACAUGUGGAAUUCUAGUCCUUCAAUUGGAGCGCGUCUAUAACAUGGUUUUACACUUUGUACAAGCUAGGUUGAAGAAAGGAAGUGAUAAUGGAGUCAAAGCCCAAGGUGAUGGAUGGGUUCUUACUGUUGCUUUGAUUGAAGGGAACAACUUAGCAUCCUUGGAUUCAUCAGGGUUCUCUGAUCCUUACGUGAUUUUCACCUGCAAUGGUAAAACAAGAACAAGCUCCGUCAAGCUUCAAACUAGUGAUCCUCAAUGGAAUGAGAUACUCGAGUUUGAUGCUAUGGAAGAACCUCCAUCAGUUUUGGACGUUGAAGUUUUUGAUUUUGAUGGCCCUUUUGACCAAGCUAUGUCACUUGGGCAUGCUGAGAUCAAUUUUCUUAAACACUCAGCUACGGAACUCGCAGACAUGUGGGUCUCCCUUGAGGGAAAGCUUGCUCAGUCUUCUCAGUCAAAGUUGCACUUAAGAAUCUUUUUGGACAAUAACAAAGGAGUUGAAACAAUCAGGGAGUAUAUGACCAAAAUGGAGAAGGAAGUUGGAAAGAAGGGCCGACUCUAUCUUUCUGCGAGGAUAGUUGGGUUUUACGCAAACUUGUUCGGACACAAAACAAAAUUUUUCUUUCUUUGGGAGGAUAUUGAAGAUAUCCAAGAGCUUUCCCCAUCCUUAUCAUCUGUAGGUAGCCCUUUGCUGGUCAUUGUUCUGAAAAAGGAUCGAGGUCUUGAUGCAAGGCAUGGUGCGAAGUGUCAAGAUGAAGAAGGCAGGCUUAGAUUUCAUUUUCAAUCAUUUGUGUCAUUCAAUUCAGUCAUCAGGACAAUAAUGGGUUUGUGGAGAACAAGAACACUGAGUCCUGAUCAGAAAGCACAAAUUUCUGAAGAACAUAAUGAUCAAGAAGACAGGUCCACCAUGCUUGAAGACACUGAAUCCAUACUUAAUCUUGAGGAUGCAAAGAUGUCCAAAGUUUAUACUGCAGAACUACCUAUUAACACAAAAUCUCUGAUGGAAAUGUUCGAAGGAGGAACGUUGGAGCACAAAAUAAUGGAGAAAUCUGGUUGUCUUAACUAUGCAACUACUGCAUGGGAACCUACAAAAAAGCCGGAUGUGUUUGAGCGUCAUCUGUCAUACAGAUUCAACCGCCAAGUUUCGAUCUUUGGAGGAGAGGUCACAUGCAGACAAAAAAAAACUCCCAUUGAAGAUGGUGAAGGAUGGGUAGUGGACGAAGUUAUGGCCCUGCACGGUGUUCCAUUUGAGGAUCACUUUCGUGUUCAGUUUAGGUACCAGAUUGAGAAUUCUACCCUAGCUCAUAAUGCAUGUAAAUGCAAUGUUCAUGUCAGGGUCACCUGGCUUAAAAGCACAAAGUUUCAGGAGAGGAUCACACACAACAUUAUAGAGAAGUUUGCCCAUCGACUGAAGGAAAUAUUCGAAUUUGUAGAUAGGGAGAUUCUCUUGGCACCAAGACAAGAAGACACUUCCCUUUGA